UUGCGGCGGAGGACCCAUAAAAACCCCCGGGUGGGAGCGCGGCGGCGCGAGGCGGGGGCGCGCGCCGGGUGAGCGGCGGGAACGCUGAGGGGGGAGAGCGGGGUUGAGACUCUGAACGAGGCCAUCCUCCCACACAGCAAUGGCACCCACACUUGCUACCGCCCAUCGCCGGCGCUGGUGGAUGGCGUUCACAGCCAUCAUUGAGAACCUGCUCUUCUCUGCCGUCCUGCUGGGCUGGGGGUCCCUCCUCAUCAUGCUGAAAGCAGAAGGAUUUUAUUCCUACCUGUGUUAUGAGUCAGGAAACACCACUAGCAGCCCUGAACGCAAGAACUGCACAGCUUUGGAGCACAAAUGGCCUUCCUGCAAUGCCCAGGAUGAAAUGCUGAACUUGGCCUUCACUAUUGGGUCCUUCCUGCUCAGUGCGAUCACGCUGCCCCUGGGGAUUGUCAUGGACAAGUAUGGCCCUCGCAAGCUGCGGCUGCUUGGCAGUGCCUGCUUUGCUGUGUCCUGUGUGCUGAUCGCAUAUGGUGCCAGUAACCCAGACUCUCUGUCUGUGCUAAUAUUCAUUGCGCUGGCUCUGAAUGGCUUUGGUGGGAUGUGUAUGACCUUCACAUCGCUUACGCUGCCCAACAUGUUUGGUGACCUUCGUUCCACGUUCAUUGCUCUGAUGAUUGGCUCCUAUGCUUCCUCUGCUGUGACUUUUCCAGGAAUCAAGGUUAUAUAUGACUUCGGAGUCUCCUUCGUCCUUAUUCUGCUUGUCUGGGCAAGCUGCGCAGGACUAGUUUUCCUCAACUGUUUCUUCAAUUGGCCAUUGGAGCCUUUCCCAGGACCAGAAGACAUGGACUAUACGGUGAAAAUAAAGUUCAGCUGGCUGGGAUUUGACCACAAAAUCACUGGGAAGCAGUUUUACAAGCAAGUGACGACUGUGGGGCGCCGUCUCAGUGUGGGGAGCUCCAUGAAGGGCCCCAAGGAGCCGACAGCCUUGCAAGAGAACAACAAGCUCUGUCUGUCUACGGUGGACCUAGAAGUGAAGUGCCAGCCCGACACCGCAGCUUCACCCUCCUUCAUGAAGAGUGUCUUCAGCCCUAUUUUAUUGCUCAGCCUUAUCACCAUGUGUGUCACUCAGCUACGGCUUAUCUUCUACAUGGGCGCCAUGAAUACCAUCCUUGAGUUUCUGUCCGGAGAUGAAGAUCAAGUGGCUCUCUACACUUCCAUUUUUGGGGUAUUGCAACUGCUGUGCUUGCUGACAGCACCUGUGAUCGGGUAUAUCAUGGAUUGGCGACUGAAAGAAUGCGACGAUGGCUCAGAAGAGAAUGAGGAGAGCAACGCUGAGCAAAGUGACAAGAAAAAGAAAAAACGUGAUCGUCAGAUCCAGAAAAUCACCAAUGCUACCAAUGCCUUUGUAUUCACAAAUGUCCUGCUGGUUGGAUUUGGAAUCACCUGUCUUAUUCCUAAUCUGCCGUUGCAGAUUCUUUCCUUCAUUUUGCACACAGUUGUGAGAGGAUUCAUCCACUCAGCUGUGGGAGGCCUCUAUGCAGCUGUAUACCCCUCUACUCAGUUUGGCAGCUUGACAGGGUUGCAGUCAUUGAUCAGUGCCCUUUUCGCCCUUCUGCAACAGCCUCUCUUUAUGGCAUUGACGGGACCUUUGGAAGGAGAUCCUCUCUGGGUCAAUGUUGGCUUGCUCGCCGUGAGCUUCCUGGGUUUCUGCCUUCCACUGUACCUGGUCUGCUACAGACGCAGGCUAGAGAGAGAAAAAAAACAGAAGAUGGAUGAUGCCAAACUCUUCUUGAAAAUCAACGGCACUCCCAAUGAGGAAGCCUUUGUUUAAACUGGUGCUUCAAAUACAACCUCCCCUGUGCAGGUUCCUACCAUAUCCGUGGGUUCUACCUGUGGUGUAAGCCAGGCUUUUUCUCUCCUGGCUCUGCCAGUCUUUUGCUCAUCACUGGAGUGAGGGACAGACAUCAUGACUGAGCUUUCCUCAGAUAUAUGUCGUGAGGAGACUUCCUACCCCUUACUCCAGAACAUGGGACACUUCCUUUUUAUAAAGGCCACGCUGAUAUUGUGUCUUAAAUUAUCCCCUGAUCACGCUCUCCAGCAGCGGAGUUGCUGCACAGGAAAUUGGUGAGAGAAGGAAUAGAGGGAUGGGGGAAGAGGGAAGAAAGACCAUAAUUUGAGCUUGCAAAUAUAACACACUGAAGUCUGUUUUCUCCCCCUCUUCCCCCAGCCUUGGCUGACAUUCUCAGGUGCAAGCUGCACUCUCCUCCCUCCCUGAGGCUUCAUAAUGGUCCUUCUGCUUGAUAUGUAGCUGGACCCAGUGGUUUUACUGUCUAUCCAGACAUACCCCAGACUGUUUCAGAGGUAGGGAAGGAUAUUUUAUUCCUAUGUGUAUGAGCACAGCUUCAGUCUCUUGCUAAAUGUUGGCUGCCAGCACUGACAGCUCCCAAACCUUUUAUUACUGCAAAUGACACAGACUGUGAGUAAUGGAUCUGCCUUCCGUGCUGAAAUGAAGAGCCUAGUGGACUGCUUGGUCCUGGAAUUCCUCCUCAGCCUACAAACCACCUGUACGCAUUUUAAACUGUCUGCAGUCCUGGAACCUUUGAGAUAGGAAUUGGAUCUUGUUUACUGAUGAAGUGCUUUGAGACUUGUUGCCUUUUGCCUCUUCCCUCCAACAUGACCCUGGGAGGGCAGCAGCAGCGUGUAGUUAGUAAAGUGGAGAAUCUUCUUGAAGUUGAGUUCUGGGGCUCCAAAUGCCUUGGUGUUCAUAUGUUGGGAGCUGACUCGCUGUUGGAAGAAUGAAGAGUGCAGAACACUCCUUUGUGUCUGGUAACGGGAGCCUGCGGACAUAUGGCAGGGUGAUGUGGUGAUGUAAUUCUGCUAGCCGUAGCUUAUUUACAUGGUUCUGAUAAUAGCCCCCAAGCUGCUGAACACCAAGUUACUGUGACUGACCAAAAAGCUGCCAGUUUGGCUGUAAAGAGCCUUCUAUGAUGUUGAUGCUCUGUCUGGACAGAGUAUGUGGUGAUUGAUUGUAUGGUGAAGCUGACUUAGAGCAAUACAUGUGGGUAAAGGUGCCCCAGGCCUGUUCACAAAGGGAAUUCUUAACCUGCUUAUUUUUAUAAAGGUUUUCCUAAGUCUUGUCUAAAGUCGACUUUUCUGCCCUUAACCUUCUUGUUGAGGUUGGCAGCGCAGCCUCGGUAGCCCUGUGACUAGCGUUGCCCACGGCCCCAUCGGGAGCUGCUGGGAGCAGGACGCAGCGCUGAGGGGUGCAGCAGCGUACGUGCUGCCCCGGGCUGAGCUGGCGGCUGCCGGAAGGUUGGGGCAGAAAUAAAGCAGAUACGAAGAUGUCGUGGUGGUGCCUUCUGAACUGCCAACUCCUGCAUUUCUGCAGAGCCUGGCACAGGGCAAGUCAUUCAACUUUAUGUCUGGUUGGAAAUGUUUGAGACUUGAUCACUGCCCUGUUAGCUCGCAGCUGGGGAUUAGGAAUAACAGUGCGCUCGGACCUUCCUUUGAGAAAUUUCCUUGGAAACUCGGUGAUAACUCCUUUACUGAUGUCUUGAAGCAUGCAGAUGCUCAGCCCAGCCGGGCCUACACCUUCCCUAACUGCAAGGGCUCACCAAGCUUGUAGAGAGCCUCGGCGGGAGGCUGGAGGCCAGCAGGUCCCCGUCGCUCGCGGGUGGCCUUGGCAGCCCAGGAUGACGAGGCAGCUUUGCGGGACAGCAGCGCCAUCUCGAGUCAUUGCCUCCAGCCGGCCUCCUGUGGGCAGUUCCGAUGCUGCUCCACGUCAUGGUACCCUCAGUCCUUGGUCACCUUCGCAAACGACUUGCCACCUGAGUAUUUUACACACUUGUGGAAUUUUUUUAAUGUGUUGUCUUUAUUAAAUGUGUUUUGUUCCAAGACAGCCUUAUUGCUUGCUGUCAAGACUUUACUCUUCUAGAACUUCUCGUCUUCUGUUGGCCUCUAGCUUUUGUGAUGAUUCAGUGACCUUCCCAGCUUUUCUUUUGUGUUGAGCAAUAAUUAAGGGGGGCAGGGUUUUGAUUCAUUGUCCUGUUCACCUGGCAUGGUCUGAAGUACGUGUUCAGAGACCCACCAGCAGUAGCACAGCUUGCCUAGAUUUCCAGAGGGCUUUCUGCAGAUUUCUGCAUUUCAUAGUACUAUAUUUACUCCUAAAUAUUUUCCUGCUCUUGCUUCAAGGUAUUUGUGACAUGACAAUCACAGAUUAAGCAUUUCUUUUUUUAGUAAGAGCUCAGACAGGUGAGUGUCUGAGCCACGGUCCUCGGAUGCACAGUGUUUUAAACUAGAGACAGCUGUUGGAGGGUGCCAGUGUGCUAACUCAGCAUUACUUCCACCUCAGUUUCAGAACACUGUGAUGGCUUCCACUGUGUCGCUCAAAUUACUGAUGUUAAGGUCUCUGCAAAAUGGUGGAACAGAGUGGUAUAUUUUCAUGAGGUCGCAGUGGAAAGGAUGCUGCCUUUGAAGCAUGUGCAGCUAAAUUAAACAGAGAACACCGUUUUAUUCCUGCCAUCUACCUCCCUUCUGCAGUUCCUGCCCUUUAUUAGGAAUAUCCUCUAACCCAGUUUCAUCUGCUAAAGUGGUAGAUAUAUGUGGUUCCUGUCUCUGCUGAUGUGCCAUAGUGUUCAGAAGCUGCUGGCCAGCUGUGAGGAAUAGAGCUCUUGCCUUUGAGUCACAGUUUCGGGCUCUGUUUGCAGACUGAGAGUAAAGCCAAGUGCCUUGGCUUGCAGUCACAAGGGCUAGUGGGUUCACAGCAAAGUUCUAGUUGUUCAGGGUUUAACAAAUGGGAAUGUUUUCUCAUGCAGUGCAAAGGCAAGCUGGCAUUCAUUGCCGCAGAAUAUAGCGGGGAACAGAAGUAUGACUGUUCUAAAAAGGGGCUGGUUAAACAAUGGUCUGAUGCAUCCACUAACUCAGGGAGAUUUUAAGUUGCUGUAAAUAAGAAAGUUAUGCCAAGGAAAGAUUAUUCUGUAUGCUCUGUCUCUUAAGAAUUGGUCAAAGGUGGAGAAAAUAACACGCUGGCCUAGGUGAAACUCUGGUCUAGUGGGGCUUAAUUUACUCUGACAGUUGUCAACCAAACUAAUUUUAAAAGCAGUCUCAAAUUUAUCUACCAGAAAAACUAUCUGCAAGCAAGAUGUGCAAAUCCUGAUUGUGGCGUAACUGCUUAAAUGCUGCACCUCCUGCAGGGGUGAGGCCCUUGGAGGAUGGAGUACCCUGGCUUCAGCCUCUAGAAGAACAUGGCUUGCAUGGUGCAGAAACACCGCUGGGGUGGUCUGGUUAGGUGUGAUUGUUCACAGGCAGUUUGCCUCGUUCUUUGAUGCUUGUAGAAGUGUAAUUGUGGAGUGGAAAACAGCAUUGCUGCUUUCUAGCCCGGUGAUGCAGGACCAAGAAAAUUCCUGAUGUGCUCUUCUAUGUGCGUGAGCCACCUUGUGGGAAAAUUAAAUGGCUGCCAAAGACGAGAGCCACCCCAAUUUAAAUCAGUAAUUCAUUUACCUGUGUAGCUCAUAUAUAGGUCAGUGUGUUUAACUACAUCCAUAAUUCCUAAAUGCUGGAAUCUGUAGGGGGUUUUUAUGCCCCUUGUGCCCCUUACCCUCAUCUGAGAAGCAGGAGGCUGGUCAUGGGGGAAAAAACUCAUCUCCUCCAGAGAAGCAUCCCCAACUGAACGUAACGAAGCAGAAACCCAAUCUGUGGGUACCUGCUGUUUGCAGGAGCCCUCAGAGUCAAGGCUGUCGCUGUGUAAAGGUGACUGCACCUUCUGGAAACACUGCCCCUGGCCUCUACAGACUCGUGCAUUUAGUGUGCAUCCAUAUUAAAAAAAAAAAAGAGUGGGGAAGGGACGGCUUUUUCCUUUCGCUGAUCUGUCAGUACCGAAGCCCAUCGAUGCAGUCUUUAUAGUACUAAUGCAAUGAUGCAUCAGGAGCAGCAGAGAAAAUCUGUGCUGUUUUGCUUAAUAGGACACUUAUAACUUCAUUCAGUUACUGUCAUAGAGUCUCUGGAUCCUUGAGAUAAAACUGGACGCAGAUGUCUGCAGAAAAAGAGUGAAUCUUGCUGAGACUCCAACUGAACUGCAGUGCUGAUACAGCCAUUGAAAUGUUUGACUCCCACAGCAAAGCCUGCCCCUUCGUGCUCUGUCUCUGUCUACAAAGGAAAAAUUGUAGGAUAAUGAGAUUUUAACUAAGUUGGUAAAUCACUAAAAUGUUUUAAAAUAGGAAACUUCCCUCUUGACAGGCUGAUGAAUUUGGAAAAUACGCCACAAAAUAUAAAGCAGAUACUGUAGGGUAAAAAGAAUGAAAUUUUUUAAACUACAAGGUUUUUUUAUUCCCCUUUGAGUCUUUUGUGCAUCUGCAGAGCUUUUUGGUAUUGCCUACUUCCAAGUUUAUUAGUGCAAAGUAUUCACGAUCGAAACUAGUAUUACUGUAGGACUCUUGAUGGGAAGGGACUGGUGGUGGUUGGUUUUUUUUUUAAUUAUUAAAAAAAAAAAAAGCCAUUUCUGAUUUAUAUUUCAGUGUUACCUUCUUGGGAAUAGCUGAAACAAUUAUGUGCUUUGUAGGUGCAUUCUUUCAUGUUAAUUAUAAACUCUCCAGUCCUUGUUUUCCUGCCUGCGCAGUCUGUUUGUACCAACUGUCCUGUGCUCCACAGGCUCAUCCUUCCUGCUGCUGCUUGUGCCUGACCCCGUCACUUGCUUUUUAGUCCCAGGGCAAUCCCCUUUUUCAGGAGGCCCCUCUUUUUUAGCCUGACAGCAUUACCUGCCCCACCUCCUCCUCUUCGCAAAGAUUUUUGUAGCGUUUGUUGAAGUUGAAUUGUACGCUCCCCGUGGCAGGCCUGCGUCACCUUCUCUGUGUCUGUAAAGUGAUGUGCAAUCUUGCAGUACUAUCUACAAAUAAAUGUGGUGUUAAGUUAAUCAUUAGUUUUCCUUUUGAGGCCGAACAUAAUAAAGGUAUUGCUCUGUUCCUAC
Messenger RNA from Phalacrocorax carbo (great cormorant), 6958 nucleotides. Lineage: Eukaryota; Metazoa; Chordata; Aves; Suliformes; Phalacrocoracidae. The record is from RefSeq and is a predicted model, not a curated record.